This is a messenger RNA of Trichomonas vaginalis G3, 568 nucleotides long. RefSeq names its product organellar and viral DNA polymerase type B. NCBI's taxonomy places the organism in Eukaryota, Parabasalia, Trichomonadida, Trichomonadidae. The record is from RefSeq and is a predicted model, not a curated record. The transcript has a single exon. The annotation marks the transcript as partial.
AUGUUAGCAACAACAGCACCAAACUCGUUAGUCAUGAACCCAACUUCAAUGUUAGUAGAGAUGAAAAGCUUCAUUCCUUCUUCAUAUACUUUCGAAACAGAAAUCCAGAAGAUAAAGCAAGAACUUUUAACAUGUAAUUUAGACUGUUGUGCGAAAGAUGAAGAAAAUGAACAGUAUCUUUAUGAAAUGCAGGACAUUAUUGACCAUUUACCCAAAUUGCCUGAAAUUCAGCAGCAAAAGCUCACUAUUCCUGAAUUCGAUGAAAUAGAAGUCAAAGCAACUGACUCAGUAGAAAUAAAGAAGUUCAUACGAAAGGUAAACUAUGAGUUUCUAGGAUUUCAUUGCAACCAUAAAGUUAUGGACAAAGAUUGCGAUAUGGUAUAUAAGAACAUCUCUGACAUAUAUAAAUCUGGGGAGUUUAAGACCUACGACAACUUUGUUUCGUUAGUUGCUGAAUGUGUAUGGCAGAUAAGAGAUAAAGAUAGAAGAGGCAAAGUAUGGAACGAACAAAUAAGACCCGCUAUGUUUGAGAUGAAGAGAGCAAUUGACGCCUUAGUUGUUUUAGCAG